Molecule: messenger RNA, 2192 nt
Organism: Anolis carolinensis (green anole)
Lineage: Eukaryota; Metazoa; Chordata; Lepidosauria; Squamata; Anolidae
Product: ADP-ribosylation factor GTPase-activating protein 2-like
Exons: 1
Coding region: 1-750 (249 amino acids)
Source: RefSeq, a predicted model, not a curated record
AUGGGCUUGGUGUCCAGGAGCUCUAUUUCUCACUCUGUCCUCUCUGAGAUGCAAGUGAUAGAACAAGAAACGCCAGUGACUACAAAGUCCACACAGUCCCAGCUAGAUCUCUUUGAAGACAUCGGAAGCUUCACAUCUGGACCACCAAAGUACAAAGAUAAUCCUUUUUCAUUAGGCGAUGCCUUCAGCUCACAGUGGGAGACAGACAACUCCUCUUGGGAAAUGGACAAAGGGGAGGAGGAGGCAGACAUUGCCAUCUCCAGCAUCCGGCCUAUUGGUGACAGACCCAUUAACAGAAGAGAGACAGAGAGCAAGAUAUCAGUAGUGGAGUCCAAUGAAGCUCAGCAGAAGUUUGCAGGGGCCAAAGUCAUCUCAUCUGAUAUGUUCUUUGGACGGGAAGCUGAUACAGUUCCAGUGGCUGAAUAUUUGACCGAUCUUCAGUCAACAAUGAGAGUGGCAAGAGACAUCGCACAAGAACAUCUAGCUGUAGCCCAGCAGAGACAGAAGAGCUACUAUGACAGGUCAGCCAAACCAAGAAGCAAGCGGAGGUUAUUUUUCGAUGGAGAGAGUGGUAAAGACCCUGACGUGAUGGGGAUUGGUAGUUUUAACUAUCAGCAGUUUACUUUCAAGAUUCUACAAAAAUGUUUGGACAAUGUUUCGCAGGACUUCUUAAAUUACUCUUGGAAGUUUCGCAAAAAAACAUUUUGGGACAGAGAGAGUUCAUUGUGUUGCUGGGAAGGACGAGUGUAAUUAUCCCCAACAACAUGUUAACCUCUGGAAUGCUCCGCAGAAGGAAACAUCGAUGAACUGUGCCAGGUGGCAUGAAGAAGAUCCCUAUGAAAUGUACUGAGUAUCGGAAGAUGUUUAGUCCAGUGUAUAAAUAAAGACUUGGGGAAUAACCCUGAAUGAAAAUUAAACUGUUACAAAUAUGAUUUAUGGAAAAUGUAUUUUUAAAAUGUCUUUUAAUUUAGGUUUGUGAAUCUUAACAAUGGGAAAGGUGACCAAUACGUUUAUGGUUUGUAUGUUGAAUGGUAAGAUAUGGACAUGUUAUGUGUAUAUGCAACAGUGAAGGUUUGUAUUUUAUGAUUUAUGUAUUGUAUCUAACUUUGUGUUUUAUUUCAGAAUACUGUUGUGUAUGUAUAUAUGUAUUUAUUAAUUAUUUUUGCCCAUUCUAGGCAUAGAAAAGGCAAAAAUAAUCUUUCUAAGGGGGGAGGUGUAGAGAAGUUAUGUGUUAAACAGAGAUUAUUGAUAUGAUUUUAUUUAUUUGUUUGUUAAGGGAAAAAAAAGAGUUAUAUAUUAGCAAGGAAAAGCCUAACAUGGAAACUAGCUGGAAGCAGCAUUUGGUAGGUUGCCAUGGUAACACAGCUUCCCUUGGGAGAAAAGGGGCGUGGCUAAGAUGACAGUUAGAGCAGAUUCCCUUUUAAAAGUUAGUUUAGUUGCUGUGAGGGUUUAAAAAGGACAGUUGCGGUUAGGUUUUGGAAAGAUUAGGAGCUGUGGAAAUCAGCUAAGGACGGCAGCUUAUGGUCACUCAGGGGAAAGGCUGGGAAUAUAAGCUGACCAGGGGAGUUUAGUAUACUGUGUUGAAGAGAAGUUAUUUAAGAAAUAUCCAUUCAAGAAAGACUACAUUGUAACUUAAGAUCCGGAACGUUUACUGAUUGAAACCAUACGCUUAUGUACCAAAAAUAAACUUGAAUUUUGUUAUUGUUCAUAAAGAUAAGUCUCCUUGCCUUUCCGUAAGCCUGUUACCUCACGUUGGUGGCAGUUACCGUACCUAUCUAUAUAAGUUACCGUACUUUUCUAUAUAAGUUACCAUCUUUACUCAUUUAAACCCAAUCAGUUCCGUUAUCCUUCCUUAUCCACUAAAUCAUCCCUGUCAUACAUUCACACAUCCUCCAUCCCUCCCUCUCACACGCGCGCACAUCUCCUCAAUUGGAGGCAGUAGUGGGAUUUAGACAAAGAUUUCCCCCUGCCUGAGUUGAGUACCACAAAUUGGGCUCUCUUCAAUUGGUGGCAGCGGUAGGAUAGAAAAGGAUUCCAUCCCUGUCACCUCAGUCCUCCUCAAUUGGUGGCAGCGGUGGGAUCAAAAAGAUUCCAUUCCCUGCCUCACCUCUCUUCACCACCCAAAACCUGUUCAUUCUUGAGGGAUCACUGCUGCUUUUUUAAAAAAAAAAUGUGAUGGGUUGUUUGGAGAA